Messenger RNA from Fusarium sp. VM40, 957 nucleotides. NCBI's taxonomy places the organism in Eukaryota, Fungi, Ascomycota, Sordariomycetes, Hypocreales, Nectriaceae. The record is from the annotation of a GenBank genome assembly.
AUGGCCAACUCCAACGCCAAGGCUCUCUAUGAGGCUGUUCCUGAGUGCAUUGCGCCUUGCUUCGACACCAGUAUUGCCGACACUGGUUGUCCUGAUAAGGACUACGACUGCUGGUGCUACAAGACCAACCACCAGACUAUCGUUGACUCUUUGGAAAUAUGUCUUAAAGGCGUGGAAGUAAAAACGGGAAAGACAUGUACUAAAAACGACCAUUACGACUUCGAGCAAAGUUAUUGGGGGAUCUGUAAAGAAUACUGGGAACCUACCGGAACCGCCACCGACCCAAAGUCAUAUCCAACAUCACCGGCCACAUCUUCAGACAUCUCAUCGAAGACAACCCUCAAGGUCUCGACAACACAAGCCGCCACAACCUCAUCAGCCGCCGAAGAGUCGACUACCUCCGCCUCGAUAUCCUCAUGGACUUCCAGCGCCGAUGCAACUGAGACCGGUAGUUCAGAAUUGACCGAAGCAUCUGGCGCAGCAGAUUCAACAUCCUCUAAUCAAGGUGGCCUGUCCGCAGGAGGCAAGGCCGGCGUCGGUGUUGGUGUUGCCCUGGGCUUUAUUCUUAUCGGCGCUGCCAUCUUCCUCUGGCUGCGAGAGAGGCGCAAGCGACGCAGCAUCGAAGAGAGACUCAGGAUUAUCGAGGAGGAAAAGGCAGAUGCGCCAUACGGAGGCGGCUACUACAACAAUAUGAUGUACGAGAUGGAGGGAGAUCGACCCCAUGCUGAGGAACUGCGCGGAAGUAUGAGGACGCCAGAAAUGGGCGCGAACGAGACUGUGAAUUCGAGCAGUAUGACACAGUUCGACCCUGUGAGCCCCUCGGACAAUGACAAGGACUCAACUUUCUCGAGCCGUAGCCAAGACUGGCCCAUUUCACCCGAUAGUCCAAGUCGCCAGGAGCCGAGGGGCCUGGGAGCGAUGCCAAGCAAUAACGAGAGCAGGCCGGCUGCUCCUUGA